UCUAACCAAAAAAUAUUCACUCACAAACCAGAUCUCAAUCUUCUACCUCUCUUCUCUCGAAACCAAUCGCAAUGGCUCGCACCAAGCAGACGGCAAGAAAAUCAACCGGAGGCAAGGCUCCAAGGAAGCAGCUAGCCACAAAAGCCGCAAGAAAAUCAGCUCCAGCCACCGGAGGAGUGAAGAAGCCCCACAGAUUCAGACCAGGAACGGUGGCUCUCAGAGAGAUCAGGAAGUACCAGAAGAGCACCGAGCUUCUGAUCCGUAAGCUCCCUUUCCAGAGGCUAGUGAGAGAGAUCGCUCAGGAUUUCAAGACGGAUCUCCGUUUCCAGAGCAGCGCCGUCGCCGCUCUCCAGGAAGCUGCCGAAGCUUACCUCGUUGGACUGUUUGAGGAUACUAAUCUGUGUGCGAUCCACGCGAAGAGGGUGACGAUCAUGCCGAAGGACAUACAGCUCGCUAGAAGAAUCAGAGGUGAAAGGGCUUAAGAUCUUCGUUGAUGGUUGUUGCAUCUGUUUGAACGAAUGUGUGAUGAAUUGUAUUAACUUCAAGUUUAUUACUAUAAGACAUUUAAUCCAGUUUAAU
This is a messenger RNA of Brassica rapa (field mustard), 579 nucleotides long. Its product is annotated as histone H3.2. NCBI's taxonomy places the organism in Eukaryota, Viridiplantae, Streptophyta, Magnoliopsida, Brassicales, Brassicaceae. Gene Ontology annotation, molecular function: protein heterodimerization activity; DNA binding; structural constituent of chromatin. Gene Ontology annotation, cellular component: nucleosome. The record is from RefSeq and is a predicted model, not a curated record.